UUUAAAUUUAAUUUAUAAAUCCAAAUUAAAAACAAAUAAAAAAGAAGCAAGGGAGUGAGACAAAGGUUUUUCGCAUGCGUUGAACAGAAUCGUUGUCACUAGUCGUCAGUCUUCACUACGGAGCUUUUUGUUUCUGAUUCAACGACCCUUUGAUUCUUCGCCGGAAAAUUACAAAACCCAAAUUCUGAAACCACCAAUUCAUCGGAAUUCAAUGCCGGAGGACUCUUCGUCGAUAGACUACGCGAUGGAGAAGGCAUCGGGGCCUCACUUCUCCGGCCUUCGCCUGGACGGCCUUCUCUCUUCUUCUCCACCCAAUUCCGCCGUCCCUUCUCCUUCUCACCUCCGAUCGGCUGUAUCCUCCUCCUCAUCUCCUGAUUUUUCCGAUCCCGAAGCUCCAAAACAGCCCUUCGUUAUCGGUGUUUCUGGUGGUACGGCUUCUGGUAAGACAACAGUCUGCGACAUGAUAAUCCAGCAACUUCAUGAUCACCGUGUUGUUCUAGUUAAUCAGGAUUCCUUUUACCGUGGUUUGACAUCUGAAGAGUUGCAGCGUGUGCAAGAGUACAACUUUGAUCAUCCUGAUGCCUUUGACACGGAGCAGCUUUUGCAUUGUGCUGAGACUCUCAAGAGCGGGCAACCCUAUCAAAUUCCAAUCUACGAUUUUAAGACCCAUCAACGUAGAUCUGAUACUUUCCGCCAGGUCAAUGCUUCUGAUGUUAUCAUUUUGGAAGGGAUUCUUGUUUUCCAUGACUCACGAGUUCGGAAUCUGAUGAAUAUGAAGAUCUUCGUUGACACAGAUGCUGAUGUGAGGCUUGCUCGCAGAAUCAGGCGUGACACAGUCGAGAGGGGCAGGGAUGUCAAUUCUGUGCUCGAACAGUAUGCAAAGUUUGUGAAGCCGGCAUUUGAUGACUUUGUGCUUCCCUCCAAGAAAUAUGCUGACGUGAUCAUUCCUCGAGGGGGUGAUAAUCACGUUGCAGUUGAUUUGAUUACGCAACAUAUCCACACAAAACUCGGACAGCAUGAUCUCUGCAAAAUCUACCCAAAUGUUUACGUGAUCCAAUCAACAUUUCAGAUAAGAGGCAUGCACACACUUAUCCGAGAGAAGGACAUAUCAAAGCAUGACUUUGUGUUUUAUUCAGAUCGACUCAUCCGUCUGGUCGUGGAGCAUGGUCUUGGUCAUUUGCCUUUCACUGAGAAACAAGUAGUUACUCCAACAGGAGCUGUGUAUACCGGAGUUGAUUUCUGCAAGAAACUAUGUGGGGUCUCAAUUAUUCGAAGUGGUGAAAGCAUGGAAAAUGCAUUACGCGCUUGCUGCAAAGGAAUUAAAAUAGGGAAGAUUCUUAUCCACCGUGAUGGUGACAAUGGAAAACAGCUUAUAUAUGAGAAGCUUCCUCACGACAUCUCUGAACGCCAUGUCCUGCUUCUAGACCCUGUCUUAGCUACAGGCGCCGGAGGGAAUCCAUUGUGUCUGCAAACGUUUUCCGGCGUUGAAAAUAGUGACGUCUGAGAUAGACCAGUGUCUGAACCAAGAGUUCCGUGUUAUACCGGGGUUGGGCGAGUUUGGUGAUCGUUACUUCGGCACUGACGAGUAAAACCAGUAGUCACCACGCAACACUGUGACCGGUUCGAGUAAAACCAGUAGCCACCACUCAACACUGUGACCGACCGGUUCGAGCGAAAAAAACACUGACGCAUUAGUGCUGUAACAGCCUAAAUUUAUGAGUAGACAGUAAACAACUUACACAAGCUUCUUGUGCCUUUGAUAUUUUCUUGUCUCUCAUGAUUUAUGAAACUCUUCUUGCUUACUCAAAUUAUUUUUGAUUAUGUAACUUUGAAAAUAUGCUUGGGACAAGAAAACUAGUCUGUUUCGAGAAGAACAAGAGAAAAACAUAUCCAAUAUUCUGUUAGAA
Molecule: messenger RNA, 1907 nt
Organism: Thlaspi arvense
Lineage: Eukaryota; Viridiplantae; Streptophyta; Magnoliopsida; Brassicales; Brassicaceae
Source: the annotation of a GenBank genome assembly